This is a messenger RNA of Pelodiscus sinensis (Chinese soft-shelled turtle), 3877 nucleotides long. NCBI's taxonomy places the organism in Eukaryota, Metazoa, Chordata, Testudines, Trionychidae. The record is from RefSeq and is a predicted model, not a curated record.
UGUCCACCAAUCAGCUUUGCUGGAUGGCAGUGAUAGUUCCCUGCAGUCCUUUCUCUCUUUUCACUUGGAAUUGUCCUCUGCUGACAUUGGCACUGUGGGACAGUCAGUGACAUCUCCUUUCUUUCACCUCCCCAUCUCCUUUUGACGAGAAAGCGUGCGUGUCUCUUAUGGGGAUGUGGCACUGGGGACCUGUUUGUGAUAUUAAAGACUUAAUGUACUGGCGGACUGAGCAGUGAAGUAGUCUGAGAGGAAGAAGAAGAGAAGCACAUUGCUGGCAUCAUGUUCCGCAAAAAGAAGAAGAAACGUCCUGAGAUCUCUGCUCCACAGAACUUCCAGCAUCGGGUCCACACCUCAUUUGAUCCAAAGGAGGGUAAAUUCAUUGGCCUGCCCCCUCAAUGGCAGAACAUUCUAGACACUCUGAAACGUCCAAAGCCAGUUGUAGACCCUUCAAGAAUUACCAAGAUGCAGCUUCAACCUAUGAAGACUGUGGUGAGGGGCAGCACCUUCGGAGUGGAGGGAUAUAUCUCUGAGAUACUGAAUGAUAUUCAGAAGCUUUCUGUCAUCAGUUCCAACACUCUGAGGGGAAAGAGCCCUGCCAGCAGGAGGAGAGCUCAGUCACUUGGACUUUUGGGAGAUGACAGGCUCCCAGAUAUGUAUCUUCAGAACCCUGAAGUCGACUGGGAAGACAAAUAUGGAAACUACCUCAACUGCAAUGGUGGAAGCAAAGCAAUCCGAAGGCAGACUAUGUGGCCAGAUUAUAAACCCAGGACAGAUGGGCAAUCUCCUCCCAAUGGUAUGGUAAUGAAAGCACAGUCCCUUGGGCCUUCAGAAUUUCAAGGUGAGGGUAGAGGCUGCUUCCAGAUCACUUCAGUUUCACAGCACCAACAACGCCCCUGUGUUCUGGUUGGGGAGAGUGACAAGGCUGAAAGAAGCUCAGAAUGCUGGCCCCAGCCUUGCUUGGUGGCACAAAUGAAUCCCAGGCCUUCUGGGGAGGGCAGCCCUUGCCCCAAAUCAAGAGAAAACAGCUUGAAGCGGAGGUUGUUACGAAGUGUGUUCUCAUCUGGUGAUUCUAAGUCAGCCUCCACCCUGCACAUAAAGUCUAAUGCUUUCUUCAGACCCCAGCACUGGGGUUCUCCACGCAGUCUUGCAACCAAAGCCCAGUCUCUUCCACCUGACCAGCCAGCACCAGAUUUAACCAGAAUGAUUUCAGAAGCUGAUACCCCACAGAAGAGCCCGAUAACUGAGACAGCAACCACACUGCAACAGGGUAGGCCGUCACCAGCUGGAUCUCCCAGAAACAGACACACUCAGACCAGUUCUAGCAACCUUCACCUGUCCCAAGACUCUUCUGCAAAAGGACAGUUGGCCAAUGAAGACCCUGUGAUUGUGACUCAUGAACAGUUCAAGGCAGCCCUCAGAAUGGUAGUAGACCAGGGGGAUCCCCGGACAUUGCUGGAGAACUAUGUGAAGAUUGGUGAAGGGUCCACAGGCAUUGUCUGCAUCGCUCGUGAGAAGCACUCUGGGCGACAGGUGGCAGUAAAGAUGAUGGAUUUGAGAAAGCAGCAGCGACGGGAACUUCUUUUUAAUGAGGUGGUGAUUAUGAGAGACUAUCAGCACGUCAAUGUGGUGGAGAUGUAUAAAAGCUAUCUGGUGGGAGAGGAACUCUGGGUGCUCAUGGAAUUUUUGCAGGGAGGAGCCCUCACAGACAUUGUGUCUCAAAUCAGACUAAAUGAGGAACAAAUUGCAACAGUGUGUGAGUCGGUGCUACAAGCCCUUGCAUACUUACAUUCCCAGGGUGUGAUUCACAGAGACAUUAAGAGCGACUCCAUUCUCCUGACCCUUGAUGGAAGGGUGAAACUCUCAGAUUUUGGCUUUUGUGCUCAGAUCAGUAAAGAUGUACCAAAAAGGAAGUCCCUGGUAGGAACUCCCUACUGGAUGGCUCCAGAGGUUAUUUCAAGGGCCCCAUAUACUACUGAGGUGGAUAUCUGGUCUCUAGGAAUCAUGGUGAUAGAGAUGGUGGAUGGAGAACCCCCCUAUUUCAGUGACUCCCCAGUCCAAGCAAUGAAGAGACUCCGUGACAGUUCUCCUCCCAAACUGAAAAAUUCUCACAAGACUUCCCCAGUUCUGAGAGACUUCUUGGAACGGAUGUUAACACGAGAUCCCCUAGAAAGAGCAACAGCACAGGAGCUUCUGGAUCACCCCUUUUUGCUUCAGACUGGACUUCCAGAGUGCCUGGUGCCCCUUAUUCAACAGUACAGGAAGCGCACCUCCACCUGCUGAUUCUGGGCAUGAGGAAAAGCCAGUGUCCCAGCACUGGAAAUGCAAUGUCUAUGCUGGAAAUACUGGUUGUACUUGACCAAGACCCAAACAGCGUCACUCUGCGAACAAUACUUAAAACUUGUCAGUAUUUUUUUGAAAGGAUGAAUGUGAAAAUUCCCCUCACAGCCUUUAGCUGCUUCCCUUUUGCUGAAGACAAUCAAGUCAGACUGUCUCCCAGUAAGACCCAGUAUCUUUCAAGAACAACAUAGAGGCAUUACAUAGCUUCUGGAAUCUCAUAUUUCUCUUACAAGAAUGGCAUUUUAAAAAUAUCUGAAUUUGUAUAUUGAAGUGUCUGCAAACUACCAAUUGGAACUAUAUUUCCCAAACAGAAAUGUGAUCUUUGCUUUUAAUAUUAGUAGUACACUGGAGUCCUGAGCUGACCUAAAAGACACACAUUUUGGGACACCGAUGUCCUAAAAAGUCUUAUCUUAAACAAUGCACAAGGAUUUAAACACUUUUUGAGACUUUUUCUCAUAUUAUUUUGUCUUGUCACAAGUGUGGACAUUGGGCCUGAGAAAGCUACCUAGAGGACAGAUGUGAUAUGAUUCAUUGGUUUCCAAUUGCCUUCAUUCUAAACUGCUUUAUUGCUAUGGAGAAUAUAUGUGGUUUAAAAAACAAAAAGAUGGUCUAUCUUGAGUCCAUUGCAUGAUCUUAUAUGUGUGGAGGGAUGACACUCCUAAGUGUCUCUUUGUCUUCUCUACUGCCUGCCACCAGAAUCCUGAAGCUGAAGCUUCAUAAUAUGUGAUAUGUGACACCACUGCCUUCUCCAACAUGGACUGAAAUGGGAGGUAAAAUGGUGCCCUCAAUAAGAAGGGUUUAAGAAAACUUAUCCUAGGAUCUACAUCCCCCUGGGUACAUUGGAUUCAUAUCAACAAAUGCUGCCUUGAAACAGGUGUUGGGUAGCACUUUGUAUCCAUUGUGAAUCCUGUAACAGGCUCAAUAAAAAGUUGAAGAUGUCCUGUUUAUCCCAUUGGAAGAUGUUUAUUUUCUUGGUGAGAAUGUUUGGCUUCCACCUCCCAAGUUUGUUACAGUGAAGGGUGUGGUUGUGUGUGGUUUGUUAUUGGCAUCUCCCCCAUCCCGAUAUAUGUACAGGUUUGUUUGUCUAAGGAGCCCCUUCAAUCUUUUCUGAAGUAAAUUUAGAAUUUUUUCAUAAGGUCAUUGAUCAGUCAGAUUGUAAAGGUCAUUUUGACUCCUAGGUCAGGUUUUAACAUGGACACUAAUGUGUUUAGAGUCAUGCAGAUACCUGAAACUUAGUCUUAUUUGUGAAACUGGGAUCCCAUUUUGCAGCCAAAUUAUGCAGAUCAUAGAAAUUUGGGUUAUUUUAGGGCACCCCAGCUGCCUUAAAAACUUCACCUCAUUCCUGUAUUUUCUUUAGGGGAUUAUCCUCCUCUUUUCCUCUACCACAGUGGUGAGCAAUAAAACAGCAGUAGUUCACCAGGGUUAGCCCCAGUGGACUGCCACCACAAUAUUUGCCUGCACUUCCACAAGUAUGGGCGAUUGCAGCUUCUGUUGGCUGCAGAUUGCCCUUCCUGGUCCAUGGGAGCUGUGGGAAGCAGCA